Messenger RNA from Rhodamnia argentea, 1398 nucleotides. RefSeq lists its product as uncharacterized. Lineage: Eukaryota; Viridiplantae; Streptophyta; Magnoliopsida; Myrtales; Myrtaceae. The transcript is spliced from 2 exons. The record is from RefSeq and is a predicted model, not a curated record. The coding region runs from base 174 to 854 and encodes 226 amino acids.
UUCCAUUUCCGAUCACUCAAGAACUUCUUCAAUCUCAAGCUCUUUUCUCUUUUCUCAUUUCUCGAGUUAUUAACUUAUUGUCGCUCGUUGCGAUCUCGCGUUUCUAUUUUCGAUCCGUGCGACGUCUCUGCCUCAUUCGAUUUUUCGCUCAAUUCGAUUACAGUUUUAGUUCCAUGGCGUCCGAAACGAAAGAUGCCCACGUGGUUGAGAUCCCAGUUGACGAGGAGCACCGAGAUAAGCUCUCCUCGGCCACGGACGUGACGCUGGCUGCAAUCCAGCACCACCCGCUGAUGGAGAUCUCCCGGAGCCCGGGCCACCUCCUCCUGCUCAAGCUCUGGCAGAGGGAGGAGGCCCUCUUCGGCCGGCGGGCCGCGCUCAAGGAGGCGCGGCUCGACUCGGCCAGGCGCGAGAUCUUCCAGCUCUGCUUCUCCUUCUUCGUCUUCCACGGGUUCUUCUUGACCCUCUUGUACACAUCCUCUGUGAACUCCACGGACGAGCACCACCACCACGGCGCUUGCAAGAAAUGGUGGUUGCCCACCAUUUUGUCACUGUGCACUUCCCUUGUGUUUGUUGGCUUGGUGCAGGUGAAGCUCUGCCGGUACUGGAAGUCCUCGCGGCAGUUGCAGAGGGAGAGGAGCGACAACAGGGCGCUGGGGAGGUGCGUCCAGGAGCUGAGGAUGAAAGGGGCGAGCUUCGACCUGUCGAAGGAGCCGACUACCGGGAAGAGGAUGAAGAGCUCCAGUGUCGAGAUCAAGUGGAGGCCACUCACUUGGUGUUCUCAGUAUGCGGUCACCCUGUGUCUCCUCUGUUUUGCAGGUCUGGUGGCCCCUGCUUCGAAAUUCAUCCUUUGCUGAGUUUGGCUGUCGCCGGAGUUGAGCCUGUGCGGGAGCGAAUUUCGCGAUUCGCAGAUAUGUGAAUACGAAAAACCAGGGGAAGAUUUUUGACACGUUCAGAAUUAGGACGCCGGAACUGGAGAGACUCGCAGGGAACAUUACUUUUCUGCUGAAAUUUCUGUGAAGCUUUUGUUCUAGCCAUCUCUUGGUCAACCUCUUGGGGGAUGAAGCAACUGGGUCCGAUGCUGCUCGAGGAUGACAUGAAAUCGGCAUACUCCUGCUCCAGCAAUGCCUGUCUCGUAUAUUCUUACAACCCGUCUUAGGGCUUUCAAAGGUCGAGAUCAUAAGUGCGAUAGUGAGAAUGAUGCAAAGCAACACUACCUGUGUGCUUACACAAGCGCUGUAUCAAAAUAUCUGUUAUUACGGUCGAAGGCUGUAUCGAUUUGAAUAACAUUACUAUCCGAGUUUCUGCAACAAUUCAUAGAAGGACCUAACCGGCUCCAAUGAGUUCGACAAAAAUUUGGCCUUUGCGAAGUAGAACAAAUUCUUGGUAAGGUGAAAGAAA